Daldinia vernicosa is the source of this 2257-nucleotide messenger RNA. RefSeq lists its product as uncharacterized. Bases 589 to 2226 code for a protein of 545 amino acids. The transcript has 2 exons. Lineage: Eukaryota; Fungi; Ascomycota; Sordariomycetes; Xylariales; Hypoxylaceae. Gene Ontology annotation, cellular component: membrane. The record is from RefSeq and is a predicted model, not a curated record.
AUUUCACCUAAAAUUUCCACACCUUCUCUUUUCCUCAUUUCGCCAAUUUUUGUUUCGUCUCUCUCCCCUGGGGCCUGGGGGCUGAACUUGAAAUGUAAUUAUUAAUUACCGUAUAUCGGCAGAAUUGAAUUGUUCCUUUUUGCUUCCUUUUGUUCGACUCAUGUUUGAGUACUCGGUUUCUUGGCAUUACAUUUGAGUCCCUGUUUUGUUAGUUUAUUACAUUUAUUACAUACAUUGGUGAUACCCUGAUCCGUCGAACUUGUUGUAACUUAUCUUAUUAUCGACACCUCUUUCGUGCUCUGCAUCCAACCGAGAUUUGAAUUUGCCUACAUUAGGUACUUUCCAAUCGCGCCACGGCGCGAUUCUGUAGACCUCGUCUAAAUAAAGCAACUUGUCGCGUUUCGCCGUUCGUCGUGCCUUACAUCGAGAACUCUCGACACUGAUACGCUCUUAUCAGCGCCGUCAGCUACACCGACUAGCGAAUUCUUUUCGAGCCUACAUUACUAGAGUAGAAGCAAUACAUUUUGAACAAGUUAAAGCUAAAGCAAAAGCAAAAGCAACUGUUGGUCCGUCGUAUUAGAAAGCACUAUGGCCACGCCUGAGAACGUUGAUCAUAUCGAAGAAGAUCCGCGCAAUCCUUACGCCUCGGCCAAUAAAUGGAGACAUCAAGAGUCGUCCUCCUUCGCUCGCGCUGCACAUGCACGAGAUGCCCAUUCGUCUAGUGGAGACACAAAGGACUUAUCCAACUUCUUCAACUCGGCGCGCGUCGAGGGCGACGGGUCUGCAGCUGGAAGUUAUAAACCGAUUGUUGUUAGUAACGUCGAUGGCGCACACGACGGAGGAAUCGUCGACGACGGGAAAGAGGUGGUGUGUGGACCUCUACUGAAUUACCGACGUAUGGAAGGCAGGGCGUGGUACGGAAGCGUUUUGAUUGUUAUCAAAGGUGGUGGCAAGACCCAGGCCUUUCAGCCUGUCUUAAGCCUCAGUCGUGUGGAGACGGCCACCGGGCAAUCAGGUUUACUUCACCCGGAAUCCAGUGUCAACGGUUCCGAGGCGCUAGGGACGAGCAGUUCCGGUGCUGUUCGGAAUGGCGCUGACAUAUCAGGUAUCUGUCUCUAUUCUGAUCCCAGGAACACGUUUUGGCAAUUCCCUAUUGCUUGUGAAAUCGGCGAUAACGAGACGAAAUGGGCGUACUCGAUUGCCGAUGUGCGUUACAAAAGCGCUACGAAGCCAAAGACGAAUUACUUCUUCGUUCCAGCCAUCGACGAGUCGAUGCGAAUCAUGUUCCAUUCGUGCAAUGGCUUCAGCGUGGGCACGGACGAAGAUGCCUGGAGCGGACCGGCGCUAUGGAAUGAUGUAGUGAGAAACCAUGCUAAAGCUCCAUUCCACGUAAUGAUAGGAGGUGGCGACCAAAUCUAUAACGAUGGUAUUCGAGUAAGCGGGCCUCUUCGUGAAUGGACCGAUAUAGGGAACCCGAAGAAACGACGCGACUUCCCUUUCUCAGAAAGCUUGCGAGCAGCUUGUGAUGAUUAUUACCUGAAUAAUUAUAUUCGGUGGUAUUCAACGGAACCGUUUGCCACUGCCAACGGACAAAUACCGCAGCUAAACAUUUGGGACGAUCAUGAUAUCAUUGACGGUUUUGGAUCCUAUGUUAACGAGUUCAUGAAGUGCGAUGUGUUCCGAGGCAUCGGUGGCACUGCUCACAAAUAUUAUAUGCUUUUCCAGCAUCACCUAGCACCACCUCCUUCGACAUACACGUCGGAUGUUCCCGCAACCCAAGAGCAUGGAUUGCAGCAACACGAUCCGACGCAGCUUGUGGAUACGUUUGUGAGAGAGCAAUCAUUUGACUCGUCCUAUAUCAUCGGCAGCAGUCCCGGACCAUACGUUGCCCAGCACUCGAUGAACAUGUUCUCCAAGCUCGGUGCCAGAAUCGCGUUCCUAGGCAUUGACGCUCGCAUCGAACGUACACGACACCAGGUUAACUAUCCUGAGACGUACGACCUCAUUUUUGGUCGGGUGAGGGACGAACUAGGAGCAGCGGCAGCAGCUGGUAGACCUUUUAGGCAUUUAAUUUUGUUGCUAGGUAUUCCGAUUGCGUAUCCGCGACUCACUUGGCUGGAAAACGUGUUCAGCAGCCCCCUUAUUGCGCCUGUUAAAUUCUUGAACCGAAGAUUCGGAUUCGGUAAGUACUGCCUUGAUUUGUCUAACUGUCGCGGUUAUUCAUGAUUACCAUAGGUGGCGGCGUGUUUAAUCACUU